GACGAGACACAGAUGAAAAUAACCGACUGAUGCGCGCGGAGAUGCUCGUUGAGUCCCCGAUUUAUCUGUUGGAUUUAAUUUCCGAAGUUUCCACGUUGAUCGUGACGCUUGUAUUUAGGAAAGCAGCUGAAACUGAAGAUCAACAGGCUGAUGGUCAGGUUGUUGCAAAUCCUGAGCAGUAUAUCAAACAUCCAUUGCAAAACAGAUGGGCCCUGUGGUAUUUCAAAAAUGACAAGAGCAAAAGCUGGACGGAGAACUUGCGUCUCAUUUCCAAGUUUGACACAGUUGAAGACUUUUGGGCAUUAUAUAACCACAUACAGCAACCAAGCAAACUUGGCUUUGGUUGUGAUUAUUCCUUGUUUAAGGAUGGCAUUAAGCCAAUGUGGGAAGAUGAUCGGAAUAAGCUCGGGGGUCGAUGGCUGAUGACUCUCAACAAACAACAGAGGCAUAACGACCUCGACCGCUACUGGAUGGAAACGCUCCUGUGUUUAGUUGGUGAGUCAUUUGAUGAGGCAAGUGAAGAGGUAUGCGGAGCUGUGGUGAACGUCAGACCCAAAGGCGACAAAAUAUCCAUCUGGACCAGCAACUGCCAAAACAGGGAAGCCAUCAUGACGAUAGGGCAACUUUACAAAGAGCGUUUGAACAUCCCUAUAAAAGCCAUGAUUGGCUACCAGUCUCAUGACGACACGUCCAGUAAGAGCGGCUCCACCACCAAGAACAUGUACUCUGUCUGAAAACCCUUCCCUGUUUCGACUUGCUGUAGAUUUAAACAAUUACCAGUCUGCAUCAUCACAUUAACUUUUUGAGUUGUCAACUACUAUAGUGUAUUUUCCUUUUAUUGCAAACAAAUAUUGUUUAAAGUGUGUACAGUCUGAGCUACUCCCCCCACCCCUCCAACACAAGGAGUUAUUACAACCAGGCUGGCUGGAGAGUCUGCCUCAAGAUGUCUUAAAUGAGCAGAAGAACAUAAAUAAUUUCCUUUUAGAGUUGAGGAGUUGAGUGACUCGUAUAGUGACCUCCCACGGCCAUGCUGAGAGCGAGCUUUUUUCAGUACUCGACUACUUUGAGAUGGGAAAGAACCCCCCUUAACUUUUUAAGGCCUUGUGUUUUCCUCAUGCUGAAUUCUCCUCUAAAAAGUGUUUCUUCUCCCACUAGAAAAAUUCUAGACACAUUUUUUUGCUUCACAGAACAAGUUUUAAGGACAGUUUUUAACUUGAUUUAUUCAGAGCAUGAGGUGGGCUUUCAGGUGCAUCAGCAUGAAGAAUCUACAGUAUCCUAAAGUUUGGAAAAGCUGUGGUCACACUCCAAAGUGGAAGGUUUGGAUUUUAAGGCCAUCUGUUACUUCAGCCACGUUGGAAUUGUUGAAUAUUGCUUGUAGUAUUUCUUGUUUUGUUUUCUUCCACUUACAUUUAUUUAUAAUGUAUGCAUUGCAGUUGCUUAGUUGAAAUACAACGAUGAAACUUGUUUUAUUUUUCUUUGGUUACAGUUUAUAGUGAGGACUACUGCAUAUAGAUGACAUUUUUUCCCCUGUGUACCAUACAGUAACAUUGCUGACAGAAGGUGUGCUUUUCACUGUUCUCUUCCUAACAGCAACUGUAGAUUAUGUCGCACUCCUCAGUUGAUGCGAAAGAAAGAUGAUAUUCAUUGUGAAAUGACUUUGCUCAUAAUGUAUCUUUAUUAUCUGUAAUUCCAGGAUGUAUAUUACCUUCUUUCAAGUAAAGGUUAAGUGCUUUGCAUUAAACCACAA
This is a messenger RNA of Poecilia reticulata (guppy), 1747 nucleotides long. The record is from RefSeq and is a predicted model, not a curated record. NCBI's taxonomy places the organism in Eukaryota, Metazoa, Chordata, Actinopteri, Cyprinodontiformes, Poeciliidae.